This is a messenger RNA of Haliotis rufescens (red abalone), 5828 nucleotides long. Its product is annotated as MFS-type transporter SLC18B1-like. Gene Ontology annotation, molecular function: transmembrane transporter activity. Lineage: Eukaryota; Metazoa; Mollusca; Gastropoda; Lepetellida; Haliotidae. The transcript is spliced from 14 exons. Gene Ontology annotation, biological process: transmembrane transport. Bases 299 to 1747 code for a protein of 482 amino acids. The record is from RefSeq and is a predicted model, not a curated record.
GACAGUUUACUGCAUGUGUGGGAUGAUAUACACCGGCUAUCUAUGGUAUACAAUAUUAGAUGCUGUGCUACUAUCAGGAUAAUGUCUGAUAAUACUUUCAAAGGAUAUGAUAAAUCUUUGUAUUGUCUAAUGGAGGGGAUAGCUUUCAAGUCACAAUCUUUCCUGUUGGUUUGUUCCGACAGUGACCCAUUGUGAGCCUCAUUAGUGAAACAGGUGCAUCUGUAUCAUCAACAGCGUAGUUCCAGUGUGUGAUAUUUCAGCUGACAUUCAUCAACCAUCUUCAACCGAUUCAUAAGUCAUGGAAAAGGACAUAGAAGUGAAUGAAAGGACACCAAUCCUGGGUGACUCAGUCGUCUGCAAUGUUGCCGAUUUGGACAAGAAGGGCACUUAUCGGGACGAAAACAGCAAUGACAAAGUAGACUUUUCAUUUAAAAAAUUGGAUGGUAACAGGAAAUGGACGUUUGUGACAUUAGCUUUUGUUAACUUCUGUGCCUGCACAUGUUUCUCACUGUUGGCGCCAUUCUUCCCCAGCGAGGCCCAGGCCAAGGGGGCAUCUCAAACAGUUGUUGGACUCAUUUUCGGCUGCUUUGAAUUUGUCAUAUUUGUAUCAUCACCAAUAUUUGGGACAUUUUUAACAAGAUUAGGACCUAAAUUUGUGUUCAUAUCUGGAGUAUUUGUGUGUGGAGUAUGCUCUGUUCUUUUUGGGUUAUUAGAUCGAUCUCCAUCAGGCACCAUCUUCAUCGUCAUGUGCUUCGUGUGUCGAUCUGUGGAAGCCCUGGGUUGUUCAGCAUUUAUCACAGCUAGUUUCGCAAUAGUGGCCAACUCCUUUCCUGACCAUGUGACCACCGUGUUUGGCACCUUGGAAACGUUCAGCGGGCUGGGCCUCAUGGUCGGACCUCCAAUAGGGGGCGCUCUGUACGAGCUGGGAGGCUAUGGUCUGCCAUUCUGGACGCUGGGUUGCGUUAGUCUGGUGUGUGGCGUCACGUCGUACUUCAUCAUGCCAUCGAACAACGAGGUGCGCAAACCUUACAAGGGCUCUGUGUUCACCCUCCUGAAGAGUCUGGAGGUGUGGGUCACAUGCUUCUCUAUAUUCUGUGGAUCCUUCUCCCUGGGGUUCCUGGACCCCACUCUGGCGGACCAUCUCAAGGAGUUCGGGCUCAGUACUCUCAUCGUCGGCUUCAUCUUCCUGGCGGCUCCAGCAGUAUACGGCUUCACAGCCCCCAUCUGGGGGUGGGUCGGAGACUCCAAGGGUCAAAUCAAGUCGCUGAUGAUCAUUGGGAACUUCAUGUCCUGCAUCGCCUUCCUCCUGAUGGGGCCCUGUCCUCUGCUGCCCUUCCUGCCGUUUGAGUUGUGGCUGGUUGUGAUCAGCUUGGUGAUGGUGGGGCUGUUUAUUGGCUGUGCUCUCAUACCUACCAUCAACUGCCUCCUCAUUGGUGCCAAGAAACUUGGAUUUAAAGAAAAUAUAGACACUUAUGGCCUCGUCUCAGGCCUUUUCAAUUCAGCGUACUGUUUGGGGACGUUCAUAGGCCCCACACUUGGUGGAGUGUUAAAGCAGCACUUUGGUUUUGACUGGGCAGCCACAUUAGUAGCUGCAUUGUUUCUACUAGCUGGUAUAAGUGUGUCUCUAUAUACAUGCAGCACGAAGCCUUGUUGUUGCGGUGAUGACAAAAGAAGUGACUACACAGUAUUAGAUGGGUCUACUGAAUCUUCACCCAUAGAAGGGUCAUUGGAAGAAACUUCAGCGUGAUAUGUAACAUGUUUUCAUAUUUUUUAAGUCUGUUCUUAGUAUUAUAGCCUCCAAACUGAUCUCAUUUGAAAACAAGUUUAUUUCAGCCACAUGUUUUGUUUUUCCCUGGUACUUCAGACGAGACAUUUGUUUUAAAUGAUUUACAGAUCAGCUGACCAAAUGAAUUUGAAAAGGAAAAAGAAAAUCUUUUGAGUACUUCUUAUACUUUGUGGAAUCCAAAUUUCUUCUUCACCACUGCCGUGAAACUAACACUGCAUCCACAGCAACAAAUUCAUUUUAUAUAAAAAACAAAAUAUGUGCAGGAUAUUUUUAUAUUUAAUUUUGUUCCUAUCUUAAGACGUGGAUUGGUGACAAAAAUGGUGUAAGCUGUCAACCAAAAAUGUGUGUUUUUUUGUGCAAAUAUAGAUUUAUGUUAUUAGGUUCAGCAUCAUAUCAGAAUUAAGACCUCUGUGAAAGGCUUAAAAAAGUAAUAGAAUUGGUUCUCAAGGCACUGGUUUAUGAAAAUAUAGUGCAGGCGGGCAGUAUCUUUUUUCUUUUUUUUCUUUUUUCUUUUUCUUGGGUUUUUCAAACCAUUGAACACAUAAACAGUUGUGUAACCAAAUACUCCCUACAUAUAUGUAUUCCUUGAUGAGUAUAAUACUUGAAUACAGUAUUUGACUACAGCUGGACUUGGAAUAUUUAAGGAUUUUUAUUGUUGUUUGUUGAAAAAUGGAAAUAAAAACGAAAUCUGUGGUGAACUUUAUGAUGAUGCGGGCAGUGCCUAAGAACCAAGAUUAUUAUUUUUUUUAGCCAAACAAGAGUAAACAUUGUCUGGCCUGGAGCUGGAGGUAAUAUAUCACGGUCAUAAUGAUAUGUUUUCCUAAGACCCCUGGAUAAAAGUUGAGUACCAACCAUAAUUUAUUUUCAUAUGUCUAAGACAACCAUAAAUCUUUUGGAAAUGUGUACAUAUGACAUUCAUUUCAUUUUGAUAAGUAUCUAAGAUACCACGUACACCUACUGAAAAGAGGAUACUAGAGUUAUCGAUGCAAAGAUGCUGAGGAUGCAGUCAAAUAACUAUUCUACCAUAACAUUGAAGAAUGCUGAAUUCUGAUUGGUUAAAAUAAAGUAUCAAAUUUCCAUUUGACACCUCUAGAUUAAGCCUUUUCACUCACAAAAUGUGGAUAUGAAUACAUUGAUAGCCUCCAUAUCAAUCCAUAGAAAUAUGGCUGCCGACCCAUCAGAACUGCAUAUGUUUGAUUGCUGUUGAAAGAGUAGUCAAAUAAUUGUUGCCAUGAAACAGUUCAAAAACUUGUCAUAAGAUUAUCAAUUUCGUAUUCAAUGUUACAUUUUAAACCAAAACAAAUAUUUUUUGGACAAAUGGCUAUUUCAUAUGGAAAUAAAUAAUGUAGCAAGCCUUGCUUAACUUUUUCCCAAGUGUAUAUUUUAUCCUUUUUAGCUCACAGAAAGUGAGUCUAUGGCAUGGUGCUGUAAUCUGUAACAGUGCUUCUGCCGUCUGUCGGUCCGUGUUCUUGUUACUAUCAUUUGAAAGAGCUAAGGGGAUGAACCUGAAGUUUCAGGGGGUAAUAGCAUCAUGCUAAAUACCAAAUUUUGUUUGUGAAAUUGUUUGACAAGAACCAUAUGAAACUGAUGCUAAAGUUAAUUACUUUACAUGUCUGUUACUAAGACAAAAUUGUUAUGGAUGAGCAACUUCUUUAUUACAAUUGGGCAACAUUUCGGUGUAGAUUCUAACACCGUUAUCAAGCAAAUGAUCAUCAUUUGCUUGAUAACGGUGUUAGAAUCUACACUGAAAUGUCGGAAAUUUUGUCUUUGUUACCAUUCCAACUUCUAAAUGCCACUCAAAGAAAUGUCGGUUACUGCUGUUACUGCAUUGUCAGUACCUCACAGGCUUGUAUGCACUCUGUACCUCCAUCACAAUGACUACUUAUGGCCACUGUGCAGUGUGGUGCUACUUUAAACCAACAAAUCAAACUACAGCCUGCAUCCAACAAACGGAAUGUCAGCGAUUGUGCUGAUCAGUGAGCGAUCUGAUUACGCCACAUGAACGGCAAUGUUUCUUGUUCGACAAGGGGGCACAGUCAUCUCAGGCACCUCAAUUCGCUGUGCAGAGUUACGUUGGGUUCAGCAUGGGUCACAGCCUUGAGACCAUCAUCUCUGCAAUGGCAGGCAGUGGUAGGAUUCACAAAGUUGGGAUCAUGUUUACUACCAUGAGCUGUUCACUGCCUCGUUUGAUUUAAAUUAGACCAAUAACACCACUACACUGCUAGUACAUGUUUGUCUACAUCAGCAGUCGGUACUCAGUGGUGAUGGAGGAACUGAUACAAGCUGUGAUGUACGGACGAGGACUGGGAAGAAAUAGGCAGAAAGUGCUUUUCCUUUAAUGAUCAUAUUGACUUUUUCACAGGAUAUAGACACACAGAGGAUGGACAUGUGGGGAGCAUUUACUUCAAUGUCUCAGAUGUACAUUUCUAGACAGUAUUUCUUUUGUGUGUAACAAUUCAAGAUAUAUAUAUACAAAGACAAUAAAUAUGUUUGUUAUAUAUUUAUUCAACCCAAAUAUACUCAGAAUAUUGUAUUUUUUAAGAUAUCUUUUUUUAUUGAAUUAUUCAUAUAACUGAAAUAGAUUAUCUAUGGGUAAUAAUGCCAAUCCAUUCAUGUUAUUUUGUGAUACAAAAGUGGUGUAUGUGGGAGUGUUGUGUGAGACAUGUUUAUCUCUCGAAGAAUGUUUUGAACAAAAAUUGUUGUCCGAAUCUUUAAAAAUAUUCACGAAAUCAAAUAUUUUCCACUGGCUAUUAACUUGAACAGGGCUCUCAGACUGACUUGGUUCUGAUGUUUGUGAUAAAUGAACCCUUGUUACCUUGACAGAUCUCGAAGACAAUGCAACUUUAUAGUCCCAGCAGAAUUCUUCUGUGUUUCUUGUUAUUAGACCCUGACAAAGUCCGAGUUGGAGUCAAUAUAUGUAAAAAGUGUAUACUGGUCCCAGGCAGAACUUUCUCAGCUGUGUUAAGUUCCUGAUUUAGUUGAGACUGCUGGGUGAUUAUAGUCGUUGAACCAUCUUCCCAAGGCAAGGGAGUUAACUGACUACAAAAGUCAAGUUUCCACCCUUGCCAAACUAGGCUGGAAUAUAGAGUUAUAUUUUGGCUGAACCAAUUGUCUCCAACUCGAGGGGAAAUACUUGAACACACACCCAUUGUCUCCAACUCGAAGGGAAAUACUAGGACACACAUCCGUUGUCUCCAACUCUAGGGGAAAUACUUGAACACACAGCUGUUGUCUCCAACUCUAGGGGAAAUACUAGAACACACACCUGUUGUCUCCAACACUAGGGGAAAUACUUGAACACACACCUGUUGUCUCCAACUCUAGGGGAAAUACUAGGACACACACCUGUUGUCUCCAACUCUAGGGGAAAUACUUGAACACACACCUAUUGUCUCCAACUCUAGGGGAAAUACUUGAACACACACCUAUUGUCUCCAACUUGAGGGGAAAUACUAGGACACACACCUGUUGUCUCCAACUCUAGGGGAAAUACUUGAACACACACCUGUUGUCUCCAACUCUAGGGGAAAUACUUGAACACACACCAUUGUCUCCAACUCUAGGGGAAAUACUUGAACACACACCUAUUGUCUCCAACUUGAGGGGAAAUACUAGGACACACACCUGUUGUCUCCAACUCUAGGGGAAAUACUUGAACACACACCUGUUGUCUCCAACUCUAGGGGAAAUACUUGAACACACACCUAUUGUCUCCAACUUGAGGGGAAAUACUAGGACACACACAUGUUGUCUCCAACUCUAGGGGAAAUACUUGAACACACACCUGUUGUCUCCAACUCUAGGGGAAAUACUUGAACACACACAUGUUGUCUCCAACUCUAGGGGAAAUACUUGAACACACACCUGUUGUUUCCAACUCUAGUGGAAAUACUUGAACACACACCUAUUGUCUCAACUCUAGGGGCAAUACUUGAACACACCUGUUGUCUCCAACUCUAGGGGAAAUACUUGAACACACACCUAUUGUCUCAACUCUAGGGGAAAUACUUGAACACACACCUAUUGUCUCCAACUCUAGGGG